AUGAUAACCUAUUUGCUCAGGAUAAUCUCAGUGUCCUUCAUACUUAAUCUGGGACUAUCCGAAACCGUUAUUCGGGAAUUGAACAUUUCAAGGGCCUCAUCAGAAAUCGGAGAGCACCUAAUAUCAUUGAAUGGUGACAUUUCCUCACUAAGCUCAACUAUUCGUGUGCAAGCCGGAGACAAUGUCAACCUACUAGUUAAUAAUGACCUUUGUGUUGGUCACACAGACUGGCAGCUGUACGGAGAAGAAGGUUGUAGCACUUCCAUACAUUUCCAUGGGCUUGUCUUAGACAAUGUUGGAGGCACGUUAGGAGCCUUAAAUGAUGGAGUUCCAGGCAUCACUCAGCGCAGCAUUCCCUCUAAUAUGUCAUACUGGUACAACUUUACAGUACCUAAAACGUUACAAGGCGGCACAUAUUGGUAUCAUGCACACUCUUCGGUCCAGUAUGGAGACGGGCUUCGCGGGGUCCUUUUGGUUGACUCUCCUGUAAGGCACAGCUAUUUACAACGUGUUGUAGCUAAACUUGAGGCGGAUGGUACCGAUGGAGAUCUGCUGGGAGACUUGCCGCUUGCAGGAUCAGAGACCCCAAUUCAUGAGGAAAUUCUUACUGUGUCUGACUGGUACAAAAAAUCCAGUGUCGAUAUUUUGAAGGAUGUCAUGAGUCCCGAAGGGGGCCCAGAUCCCCAUGUCGAUGGCUCGACUUUGAACGGCGAGCUAGGAUCCGUAAAGCUUGAAGUUAAAGAAAAUACUGAGUAUGUGGCACUUAGGGUGAUAAAUGUAGGGACGAGCGGCACCAAUAUUCUGAACGUAGAGGGGCAUCGUCUUUGUGUUGUAGAAACCGACGGCGUGUUGACAAAGCCAUACAUGAUUGAAACCCUCUCCGUUGCAGUUGGACAAAGAUUCACUGUUUUGGUAAAAUUAGAUUUGAGCACCCCCAAGGCUCGCAUAAUACAUGGCUGCGGUAAAAUGAUGGGAUAUGUGACUAAAACGCACUGGAUUGUACGACCAAAUCAAAAUACUGGCAAUGACUACGAUGGUAAUCCAAGCCAUCUACCAGGGCUAGACAAAAGUGAGAGAUAUCAUGAUUAUGUUCCACUCGAAGGGGAGCUGCUACCUUCCCCACGUCAGCAGUUUUCCCUGGACUAUUAUUACGAUGGGCAGCAGAGAGACUCGAUAGGGACAGGCUUGUACACGGUGAAUGGGGAUACCAUGGCCCAAUUUCUUCCUGAUGGAGUUUUAUUAGAGGGCGCGAGGGGUAUUCGAGACCCAAUUCAACUAGACAGCGGUGAGGUAGUUGAAAUAGCAAUCAAUUCAAUCGACCACAUGACGCAUCCUUGGCAUUUACACGGUCAUACUUUCCAAGUAAUCUCUGUGGGCAAAAAGCGCGAUGGGCCCUUAUAUUUUAACGAACGAGAGAGUGCAGCCAUGCAACGCUACCUAGCAGACGUUGCAUCCUGGGAGAACAAGGUUCCAAUGACGCGAGAUACUAUCAACAUACCCGGCAGUUCUUACGCGGUGAUUCGCUUCAGAGCCAAUAACCCGGGUUUUUGGCUAUUGCAUUGUCACGUAGAAUGGCAUAUGGCCAAAGGCCUGGGUGUGGUUCUGGCUGAAGGUGACCCCAGAGUGGAGAGUGUGGCUAGUGCUUUUGAAAGAAGCUAUUCUAAUGCCGGCGGGCCGGCUACCUCCGAAGUUUCGGAUCCUACCAUGGAUGGGCAGUCCGGGGCAUUGUCAUCAAAAUGGAAAGUUUUGCUCAUUUACAUUAUGAUUAUGUGCAUAUUUAAUGGUAGUAUCUGGUUGUUUUUCUUUCGCUAA
Messenger RNA from Lachancea dasiensis, 1812 nucleotides. The record is from the annotation of a GenBank genome assembly. Lineage: Eukaryota; Fungi; Ascomycota; Saccharomycetes; Saccharomycetales; Saccharomycetaceae.